Molecule: messenger RNA, 324 nt
Organism: Prunus armeniaca (apricot)
Lineage: Eukaryota; Viridiplantae; Streptophyta; Magnoliopsida; Rosales; Rosaceae
Source: the annotation of a GenBank genome assembly
AUGAUUAAACAACUUGUUCAGCUGUACAAAGUUUCCCACUUGGGAAACAGAACCCUAGCUUAUGAUGGUAUGAAAGGCAUUUUCACAGCAGGGCCAUUGCCAUUUGUCUCUAAAGAGUUUGUGGUCAAGUUGGGUGAGAGGGAUGGUCGUGAUGGGUCUUCUGGUUCCAAAAGAAAGGACAGGGAGUUUAAGGUGGUUGUAAAAUUGGCCGACAAACCCGACCUUCAUCGGUUGCCUCAAGAAGCCAUACAAGUUCUUAAUGUUGUUCUUAGGGCCGCACCAUCUGACAAGUAUUAUUCUCCGUUUGUUAGAAAGAGCAUAUGA